AUGAAGAAGUUUUUCAGUUUCGGGAAGGGGAGGAAGCGGGGUCUGUCCCCCAGCGGCUCGGAUACCGGCAGCGUCCUCUCCGCCGGGUAUGAGCUGCAGGAUAAGGACCUGGGCAAACUGCACCGCGCUGCCCUCACCGGGGAGCUGGCCAAGAUCAAACAACUGCUGAAAAAACAUGACAUCAACCAGCAGGAUAAGGCGAACAGAACACCUUUACACCUUGCUUGUGCUAAUGGACAAUCCGACGCGGUUACUUUGUUAGUGGAAAGCAACGCAAAAGUGAAUCUUUGUGACACUGACAAUAGAUCCCCUUUAAUGAAGGCUAUCCAGUGUCAGCAGGAAAGCUGUGCAUCCAUCUUAUUGGGGCAUGAUGCGGAUCCCAACGUUGUAGAUAACAACGGCAAUGCUGCUCUUCACUUUGCUGCUCGUAUUCCUUCAAUAUCAAUUGCGUCCCAGCUGCUUGAACAUGGAGCAGACAUUAAUGCUCCAACGAAGGAAGGAUGCACUCCACUUAUGCUCGCAGUCAUUGAAAACAAUGAGGAAAUGGUGGAGUUUCUUAUUAAAGAAGGGGCCAACGUAAAUUCCAAGGAUGUAAAUGAAAGAACACCCCUCAUGUUUGCUGCCAGUAACGGACACAAUGAAUUAGUGAAAAUUCUGCUCCACAAUGAUACCGAUAUCUCCACACAAGAUGAAAAAGGUUGGACGGCUGAUGAUCAUGCUGUAAUGAACGGGCAUCACGCUUGCUCACAUUUAAUUAUUGAACAUAGUUCAAGAAAAAAGUCAUCUGACCCGUAUGAAGGUGGUAAGAAAAAGAAAGGAGCGUCUGUGUUCAGCAAUUCCAGUAAAGGAGUGGAAGGUGUAUUCACUUUGGGCAGCCCUGCCACAGACAAGCAAGAAUUACAACAGACUCCCCAGCAGACCUCAGCCGCGAGAGAUUCAGGGAAAGUGACUGAUGAUUUUUCUCAAGUGGACUCUGAAAGAAGUACCUCACAAAGGUCUGCUGCCGCUGAUUCUUGGCCUUCAUCUGAUGAUGAUUUUGAUUUUAGCCCACAGAAAGCGCCAAAACCUAAUCUGAAAAAACUAUUCCACACCAAGACAAAUGUUAACCAAAAAGAUAGUAUUACCUCCGCACAACCCGUAGCCUUCUCUCUGCAAAAUAAAUCCAAUAGUGAAGACGAGUCGUUUCGUGCUAGUGACGAUGAAGAUCCACCCCAGCCUAGACAUUUUCCCCAAGCUAUUUCCUUCCCUCGUCCUGUGCAAUUUACACCUGGCUCCUUUGCAAAGCUUUCCCAGAUGCCUUCUUCCCUCUUUUCUCUUAAUAAGGUAAAAUCAGAUGAUAUGUGUGGAGAUAUUAAAAAGGGAGCCUCCAAAUCCCAUUCAUGUUUCAACAAGCCUGAUCAACAAGCCUGUUCGAAUACAAAGCCCAUCUCAAAUGUCAAAGAUGCUGAGCCUUGCUCUGUCAGUCAAAGGGAGAAUAAGGAUGAUGGUGGUGAUCAGGCGAGUGAUCAAAAUGAGGAGGAUAAUGUUGGUCAAGAUGUAUCUGAAAAUGUUGAAGAAAGUCAAGAUGAGGACAAUGCAUCUGAAAAGGAAGCAGGUUUGUCUGAUGAGGAGGAAGAAGGUGGUAUGUCUGGUGAAGAUGAAGACGGUGGGAUAUCUGGUGAAGAUGAAGAAGGUGGUAUGUCUGGUGAAGAUGAGGAAGACGGAUCUGGUGAAGAUGAAGAAGGUGGUAUGUCUGGUGAAGAAGAUGUAGCACAAGUAUCUUCAAGUGAAGAAGGUAUAGAACAAGUGUCUUCAAAUGAAGAAGAUAAAUAUAGAAAGGAUGUGAAAUGCAAAGAUGAAAUGGAAAAUGGUGAAUCUGAUAAUGACAAUGGACAAAAAACUGAAGACUUUGUUCUUCAAGGAAAAGCAGGCAGUGAAAAAGAGCAGGAUAAGUUAGACAGUGCAUUUGUUGCUUCAAAUAGCAUUAAGCAAAAUGAGGAUAAUAACAAGUCUGUAUGUUUUACAGAUGAAAUUCAGGGAAUCCUGUCUCACUCUUUCCAAGAUACAAAAGCUAUUUCAGACUGCAGUGAUGUUCCCGUUUCACUAAUAAUAGGAUUUUAUGAGAUUCCUGAUGUAAAUACAGUGGAUGGUGUGGGAAGCGAUGUAACUUCAUUAACAUCUGGUUUAAAAUCUCAGGGUCACGCAAGAGAUCACAGAGAAAUGAACGAACAAACUCUUCAAGACUGUAAACAAAAGACCAGCCUUAUGUGUCGCACUGGAAGCGAGACUAUAGAACGUGACAGUAAUUCACCAGACAAACCAUUCAGUAAGACACAAAAUAACAAGGAGUCCGUUAAAAAUGGUCAGGUAGAGUCAAGUUUGAAAGGUGAAGAUGCUACAAGUUUUCAAAGUGCACAUUCUUGGGGUGUAAGCAGUGAACAUGAUGAUCCAUCUGAUGAUGAGGGUGAUGAUAAAGAAUGUAGUGAGUUUGAAGACCAUAUAGAAGAAGGUGCAGUUAAAGCAGACCUAGCCAGCUCCCUUACAGAAGAUAAAUUACAAGGUGCUGCAGAUCCUGUUGGAAGGAAAGUAACGCUAAUGUCUGAACUGGGACUAGAAGAGGAUGAUGUGGAAUCUCCUUGGGAUUCGGAGGCCUCUUUGGAGAGCCCCAGAAAACAGUCUAGUAGCAAGUUAGCUCACACAUCAAAUGAAGAUCUGUAUUACAGCCCUUCUUUUCUAAGUCCAUCAAGGAACUGUAAGAUGCCAACUCAUGACGUAUGGCAGUCUUUUGGCCAAAGUGAGUUGUCCAAGAAGAGUACAGAUGUGGAAAUAAACAAGAAGCAGACCGUCAGCAUUAUUUUACCCGCAAAGGAUGUCUCUCCGAAGUACCCGUAUGUUAAAGCAAGUGAAAGUAAUGUCAAGUCAGAUUUAAUGGCAGACUUGGGGCUAGAUGAUGCUGAUGAUAUAGAAGAUGUAUCUGACUGGGAUUCAACCAGCCAUUCCCCAAAAUACACCACCACUACUACGGCACACAAGACUGAAAGGCUGACGCAAGACCUCCCUCUAGAGGCUAAACCUAGAACUACGGCACCAGAGCCCAUGACUGUGGACCUGUCUUCUAGUUUGCCCCCUGUACCACAAGAAGAAGAAGAAGAGGAUGAUGAUGAUGAUGAAGAUGAUUUUGAUGAAAAGCACGUCCAGUCUGUCUUGAAAGAAAAUGUACUAAACUCCUCCAAGAGGGAUUUUGAACAAAUGGGAGAAAACAAUGACUCUUUAAAGAAAACCGUGCUAACCCAAGUAAAUCCCAGUGCAGUGGUUGAGGACAUGUUAAAGGUAGCCAACUUGACAGUCGGCAAUGAAGUCAGCAGUCAUGUUCAAAACAAAGUGACUUCACAGCAGCCAUGUGAACCAAAGAUGGUGCAAAGUGUCGACUACAAUCUGGAGUCGUCGUCGUCCGACUCAGAGCCGCCAUGGGAGGAGAGAUAUGAAAAACUGUGGGUUGACCGUGAGAAGAAGGAAGUGAAAACACAUUUCAAAGAGGUAGCAGCAGAACUGAAGCACAAGUUUGGAGAAAUUACUGAAACUAAGAAAAAAGAGACAAUCUCAAUUUUAGAUAAUCCAAACAAUGGCAAAAAUGAAAUGCACAAUAUGGAUAUAGAAAAUACUGCUACGUUAAGUUCAUCACAAGAAAAUGUGUGCCUUGAAAAAGAUAACGCAUUAUUGACAAUGGCAAAAUUACAACCACGGAUGGACCUUAUCCAGUCAAACAGCCAAACUCCCGACUCAACAAAUGACCAAGUGGGUGAAGACUUUCAAAGCAGUGACUCUAUUCUUUUGGGUACAGAUGCAGAAAAAAAUCUUCUGGAAAUUAAGGUGAACUGUGAUCAGUUUCCUGGAACAGAUAAAACAGGUGGUGCUAAACAUUCUGGAAAAAAGGAAAGCAACCUAUUUUUCACAAAUAAAAACGGUGACUUUAAGCUUGACGUUUCUAGCGUGCAGAUAAAGAACUAUUUGCAAGAGUCAUUUCCAUCCACUACUGAAGAAAGAGAGAAGAAUAUAUUGGAGUUUAAUACUGAAAAUAAAGGUUGUAGACUUUUACAGUCUUCAAAACCUGGAUCAACCGAGAAGAAAACAAGUGAAACCCAAACACACGUGAAUUUGCAUCACCCGCAACAAAGUGAGCUUGAUAGUAGCCAACUCCUACAAGUGCCACUUGAGAACACAAGGGCGUCACAGUCAUUCUCUGAAGUUCACCGAAAGCCUCUGGAUAAACAAUUGGAGCAAGAUAUGCAAAGAUUUAAGAAUGAGGUGUAUCAGAAAGAAAAUGAAAAACCUCAAAGUGUGCAAAUGAAACCUGAGGGUGACGAUGCGUGUGACAGUGGCAAGGAGGUGCAAAAGACACCUGUUUCUUCUGAUCUACAAGAUAAACCCAAGCAAAUGGCAAGACAUGGUCAAUUCAAAGGGAAAGAUGCAACUAUGUUAGAUGGAUCUAAAAGAACAAGAAAACCAAUUGGAAUUAAAAUCCCUUUUAAGCAACAGAAAGCCACUACAAAUGGGAAUUUACUGGAUAUAUAUGAUGACAGCACGUUUAGUGAAACAUCGCAGGAAGACAAUGGAAGGGAUGAUAAAUUCUCUAAAGACAAAGAUAAGAUUGACGAUGGAGAUGAAUUUGAUGAACUUUCCCAGUCCUCCGAUACUACAACUGAUGUUACUGAAUCGCCCACGUUCAAAAAUGCAAUGUUAUUGGUCGAGCAGCUGAACGUUGAUGGUCAAGAUUCUCUGAACCUCUUAAAAAUUCAAGAUAUAAUCCGCAAAUAUGAAAGAUCGUUGCAAAAAGAAAACGGACGAUACUCCCUUCUGCUCAGAAAAGUAAAAAAAAUGGAAAGCAACCAUAAGGAUCUGCAGCAGAUAACGGAAAAAAACAGGGAGUUAAAAUCCGUGCUGGAUCACCAAAAAUUGGAAUGGGAAAGUGACCUGAAUCAUUUAAGGUUUAUGCUGAAACAAGAGGAGGAGAAGCGAAAGAGUGCGGAAAUACUGUACGAGAAAAGCCGAGAACAACUGAGAAAGAAGGAGGAUCAAUGCUGCACAGAAAUGGAAGACAAGCAGCAGCUGGAGAUGACCGUGCGAAACAUGGAGCGUGAAUUGCGCAGUUUGAGCAACACCGUGAAACAGGCUGAAGAAGAACGUAACGAAGCUCAGAGGUUGCUGUCACAAGAACGUAAUGCCAGAGUUCUUCAAGAAGACUUCCUAAAUAAUUUGAGGAGGAAGAAUGAAGAAGAAGCAGCAAAAAUAAUAUUGUCAAAAAGUGUUGAGGUCCAUAGCCAACCUUCAGAAACUACAGAGAGAGAGAAAGACUUAUCACAAAGGAAUCAUACACUGCAAGAAGAAAUCACUUUACUUAAGCAAGAACUAGAAAAGGUCCAGUGUCAAAAUGAAGAAGAAAAGCGCCAAUACCUGGAUGAAAAUGAGGUGUUAAAAGAAAAGGUUGAUGACCUUAAAAGAGACCUAAAAAUUAACGAGGAAGCUUUAACUCAGAAUUUAAUUCAGUAUAAUGGACAACUUAAUGCACUGAAAACAGAAGCUACGAUAUUCUGCACUAAGCUCGAGCAUGAAAAACAGGCCAAAGAAAGACUAGAAACCGAACUGGAGUUGUUCCGUUCCCGUCUGAAUUCUACGCAACAGGAUCAGGAAAAAAGUCAGAUGUUAAAAACAGAAGUUGAACGCACCUUUCAAAGGGAACGAGAUGAGUGGAUGCGUUCAAAGGACAAGUUAGACCACGAGUUGUCCAGCAUACGUGAAAACAAUAAAAACUUGUCUCAGCAACUGAGCAGAGCUGAAGCCAAAAGUAAUGAACUGGAAUGUGAUCUUCACCGACGAGGGUUAUCCUUCCAGGAGAAGGUCGUACUUUUAGAAAGUACACAAAGGGAUUUGACUCAAGCUCAAUGCAGAAUAAAGGAACUCGAGAGUACGCUCCAAACUGAGAAAGACCAGAUAAACAAAAAUACUAUAAUACUCGAAUCCAGGCAAGAGAGACUAGCUCAGAUUCAAAGCGAGAACAUGCAGCUUCGGCAGCAGUUAGAAGACAUGCAGAGUAAAGGAAUCUUUAAAGAUAAGUUAGUGACCGAUGCCCAAGACAAGUUUACGGAUAUAUUCAGCAAGCUGCGCGCUGAUACCGAGAGGCAAGUUCACUUGGUGGAAGAAAGAAACAAAGACUUAAUCAAUAAGUCAAAUGAACUGCGAGAGCAAGUCUACCGGCUUGAGACUGAGAAAGUAGAGGGAGAGAGUGCACGGAGGCAGCUGCAGCAGGAACUGGCUGAUGCGUUUAAGAAGUUAUCGAUGUCUGAGGCUUCCCUGGAGGUGAUAACGCGAUAUCGAAAUGACUUGGAAGAAGAGAAGCAGAACCUUCAAAAAGAAGUGGAAAAGUGUAGAAAUAAGCUACAAGAUUUAGAAGAUCAGUUUAUUCAGUCAGAACGACUUAACCACCAAUUAAAGAACUUAUUAGAUGACAAGGAGAGAGAAAUCGUUGUGGCAGUUCAGAAAGCGCAGGAGUUUUCCACCGCAACUGCCGCCGCAGAAAAAUCUGCCAAGCAGCUGGAAGAGCACGUGCAAAAGCUUGAAAUUGAAAAUGCCAAAAUUGAGGCGACUGCAAAGCAUCAAACAACUCAAAUUGAAAUCCUUCAGAGAGAGCUACAGGAAUCCGUUUCAAAUCGGAAUCGCAUGGAAGAUUUAUUAACAGGUUUGCAAUCAUCAAAAAUGGGCUUGGAAGAGAAAUUGAACCAGCAGGUUUCUAAACAGACUGCAUUGUCUAUGAAUGCCCAUGAGUCUCACAGCAUGUGGGAAGAAGAACUCAAGUCCCGAUCCCGAUUAGGCAUUCGCCUGGCAGAGCUCGAUAGAGAAAAGUCAGAUUUGGUUGAACAGGUUGAUCGUGAACGUAAAAAAGUGAAGAAACUGGCAGAAAUGAAGAAAUCUGUUGAAUCGCGGUUUGAUCAGGAAGUGAAGAGAAACAGUGAAUUACACAGAGACUUGACUGGGAUGAAGAAACUUUUGAAAACCACUAAAAAGAAACUGAAAGAAUUUGAAUCCCUUGGCCACCGACAGAGCAGACCUGAAGAUGGAUCCGCACACAAAAGCAUUGAGUCCGAUUCUGAGCGUUCUAGAUUAAAAGAUAAGAUUGAGCAACUUUCCGUCAGUUUGGAAAGAGAAUCGAUGAGAUAUAAGCAGCUGGAAUCAGCAAAUCGUGAUCUGCAGGAACAGUUGUAUUCCAUUAAGCAUUUACAUAGGAAACACGAACGGCAAGAGAAGGGACAGCGGCACCUUGAAGGGGAAGUGGCUGACUUAAAGAGACAUCUGGAGUCAAGCAAAAUGGAUCAGAGCACAAUGGAACACUUCAAAAGGGAAAUAGAAGAGAGAGGGAGGCAAGAGCUACGACAGAAAUUAGAAGAAGUCAAUCUGUUCCUUCAGACCCAAGCUGCAGCCCAGGAUUCCCUAGAGCAAAUAAGAUCUGCAACAGAUGCAUCUCUACGGAGCCAGCUGGAAAGCAGAAUUCAAGAUUUAGAAUCAGAACUCCAUAAAAUUAAAUCCCAACAGAAAGAAAGCGAGUGCCAGAAGGAAUCCUCACUAACAGAACUGGAUCGGUUCAAGGAUUUGUACACAGAAGAGAUGAAACUAAGGAAAGUACUGGCAUCAAAACUAGAAAGAACAAGUGAAAAGCUUGAAGAAGCGAAUACCAAGCUGCUUACUGAAAGGCAAAGAAGCAAAUCACUAAUUGCAAGCAGUAUUGUAAAUGGAAGCCUAGCUACAAGCCCUAUUCUAGACUCAAGUCAGCUUGGACUUCACGGCAGGAAUUUGGCAAUGAAUGGGGGUUUUGGACUUGGAGGAAGUUUUCUAAGUUCGACUGGAAAUGGAUUAACAGUAAACCGAAUAGAUUCCUACCUUGCACAGAUGCACCAUGACCUGGAAAAAAGUAUUGCUAAAGAAUUACAACAAGGUAAUUCAGAACUGGAGACGGGAUACACCAGGGUUCCUCCUGUCGGUUCAACAGCUGCAACUUUUAGAAAUCCGGACACAGAUCUAGACCCAGUAUCUAGAACUGCCCAGCAAUAUCUAGAGGUUCUAAAGAAGAAUUACAUGAUCUAGCCACUAGUGAUAUUUUAUGGACUGUAAAUCGUUUACACUAAAUGGUUAUAUAUUAUAAUGUGAAUAUUGUUGUACCUGGUCUUUGUGAAUAAUAAAUGUUACAUAGCAUUCUUGCACAUUGCACUUGCAGGAAAAUCAGUUACCUUAAGAAACAUGUUGCCUAUAGCCAUGCUAAGUGUUUGGGAUAGAAUAAAUUACAAAACAAUGCAUUCCUAUUAUUAAAUUGAUAAUGAUGCAAGGUUAUUCAGUAAAUGGGGAAUUGUGGAGAAGAGGGAGAUUGUGAAUUGACUAUUUUUCAGCCUAAAGUUUACAUUUCUGCUUUCAAUUCCCCUUAAGUCCCAGUUUGGUGGCAAUUCCUCAAGAUUUGUGGGGUGUUUGGACAAAAGGGUACUUUGAUGUAGUUUUUGUUUACAUCCAAUAAUGCAGGGACAUGUUGAUGUACAUAACCUUUUGUGAAUUUGCAACAUGCAUAUAAGUAAACAUCCUGCCUUUUGGGUAACCUGAUCAAUUUUUUUAUUUUAUUUUGGUUUUUGUCUUUUCAACAUUCCCACAACUGUUCGAUUUCUACGGUACAUUUUAAAUAUUUAUUUUAGCAAAUGAAAAUGCAUGUUCUUGAGGCAUAUUUUACCUGCUAAACUAUUUUUUUUACCAGAUGUAUUUUCUCCACUGUAUUUAGUCCAAAUGUUAUACAUGUAUGUUAAUGUAUUUGUCAUGUUUUCAGUUCCAAAAUAUUUAAUUAGCAAAUGUUUAUUUGAUAAAUCUAUAUCCUGUGACAGUAUUUACAAAAAAAAAUACAAUUCUUAGUGCCAAGAAAGUUUUAGAAUGUAUUUUUAUAAAGUG
Pelobates fuscus (common spadefoot toad) is the source of this 8952-nucleotide messenger RNA. RefSeq names its product ankyrin repeat domain containing 26 (gene ANKRD26). Gene Ontology annotation, molecular function: protein binding. The transcript has 42 exons. NCBI's taxonomy places the organism in Eukaryota, Metazoa, Chordata, Amphibia, Anura, Pelobatidae. The coding region runs from base 1 to 8112 and encodes 2703 amino acids. The record is from RefSeq and is a predicted model, not a curated record.